AUGCAGAAGAAUCCAAAGUUUAAACACCACCCAAAAUGUCAAAAAUUGGGAAUCACACACCUCUCGUUUGCUGAUGAUGUACUCAUGUUUUGCAGGGGUGAUUUUGAUUCUGUGGAGACAAUGAUGAAAGGCCUGAAUACCUUUGCUGAUACAAUAGGUCUGAUUGUGAAUCCAAGGAAAUGCAAAGUUUUCUUUGGUGGAGUGGAUGAAGACACUAAAAGAAGAAUAUCUGCACUCACUUCUUAUGAUGAAGGUAUGCUCCCUUUUAGGCAGAAUUCAACUUGUCAUAACUACUACCACUGCUAUGGCACAAUUUUGGAUGCAUUGUCUUCCCCUCCCCAAGGCUGUCAUAAAGAAGAUAGAUGGCAUUGGAUGCAUUGUCUUCCCCUCCCCAAGGCUGUCAUAAAGAAGAUAGAUGGCAUUUGUAGAAGUUUUGUUUGGACAGGAAAAGCUAUUGUCAGCAAGAAAAGUCCCAUUGCUUGGGAGUCUGUUUGCAAGCCAAAGAAUAUGAGAGGUAUGAACAUUUUCAAUCUCUAUCUUGGGAAUGAUAUAACCCUGUUAAAGUGCUUGUGGAAUCUGAGUUUAAAGGCAGAUAACCUUUGGGUCAAAUGGGUGCAUGCUCAUUACCUUAAAGAAGAGUUUAAUGGAGUUUAA
Molecule: messenger RNA, 654 nt
Organism: Vicia villosa (hairy vetch)
Lineage: Eukaryota; Viridiplantae; Streptophyta; Magnoliopsida; Fabales; Fabaceae
Exons: 2
Coding region: 1-654 (217 amino acids)
Source: RefSeq, a predicted model, not a curated record